CAGUUCUUGCCAUUGUCAUCUUGAAGGACCCUGGGCCGGAUGGGGUCCGUUCCCCUUCAGGUGUGGGGAGCAGGGUCUAGUGGUGACUCUAGAAGCUGCUGGGGACCUGGAUGCCUGGCUUCACCCACAGCUCUGGUACCGUGAAGUAGAAGCAAUGAGCUCCAAGCCCGGGUUCCCUGCCCAGAGCUGGGCAUGGGAGCCAGGGAGGGAAACAGCAUCAGCACUUACUGGGCCGGUAAUCACCAGCUGGGAGCUGGGCGCUGGGAAGGAGAUGGGAGCCCGCACGCCUGGGUUCAGGCAGGGCCCUGGGGUGUCCGGCUGCAGCCGGUUCCCAGGACCCCGCUUUCCUUGGUGCCUCAGUUUCCCUGCCCGAGUGCUGCCCCCUCCUGUCCCAGGGUAGCGGAGCUCGGCGCACGCAGGAGAGAACCCAGGAGUCCGGGGCGGCGGGUCAGGGUCAGGCCCCCUGGGAGCACGGCUAGGGACAGGGAAACUGAGGCAUGUAGGGGGCGGGACGCACACACACGGCGGCCGUCGUGUCGCGACCGCGGGGGGGGGUCGCAGUGGUCCCGCCCCCGGUGACGUCACGAAGCGGCGGCCCGGGCAGGGCGAGGCGGCAGCGACGGUGGCGGGUCGGUCCCGCGGGCCCAGGCAGGAGCAGCAUGGCGGCAGGCCUGGGGGGUGCCCUGCUGCUGCUGGCAUUGCUGGAGCUGAAGCUGGGGGGCACCGAGAGCUCCCCUUGGGACCUGGUGCCCCGUAAGACUGUGCCUUAUGGUGCCCCCAGGGGCAGGGCAGGGCCAGGCCUGCCAAGGCACUGGGGUGGGCGCUGCUUGGUCUUCAGCCCCACAAAGACUCCCUUGUGCAAGAGAGCCGGAUGGUGUGGGGGAAGGGGCCGGGCUGGAGCCAACACCACCCCCCUGCCCCAAGCAUGUGCCUUUGAGGGGGCUGCAGAGCUACCAGCUGGAGUGCGGCGCUUUGGGGGUGCAGGAAUGAGCCACUUCCUGACGCUGACACUGGACGAGGCUGAGGGGCUGCUAUAUGCAGGCGCCCGUGAGGCCGUCUUCGCCCUGUCCACUGCUGCCCUCAACCUGCAGGCCACGAUCUUGUGGGAGGCACCUGAGGACAAGAAGCUGGAGUGUAUCCAGAAGGGCAAGAACAACCAGACUGACUGCUUCAACUACGUGAGGCUGGUGCAGCCGCUCAAUGCCUCGCACCUCUACGCCUGUGGCACUGGUGCCUUUCAGCCCAAGUGCGCCUACAUCGACCGCGCUACCUUCUCCCUGGACCCGCAGGCUUUUGAGGACGGGAAGGGCAAGUGCCCCUACGACCCUACCAAGGGGCACACCGGCCUUGUCGUGGAUGGAGAGCUGUAUUCGGCCACACUUAACAACUUCCUGGGCACGGAGCCUGUGAUCCAGCGCAACUUGGGCCCCCGCUACUCCAUGAAGACUGAGUUUCUGCCCUCCUGGCUCAAUGAGCCACACUUUGUGGGUUCAGCCUUCGUGCCUGAGAGUGAGGGCAGUGCCAGCGGGGACGACGACAAGGUGUACUUCUUCUUCAGUGAGCGUGCUGUAGAGUAUGACUGUGACACCCCCCACGUCGUGGCCCGUGUGGCCCGUGUUUGCAAGGGGGACAUAGGCGGUGCACGGACGCUGCAGAAGAAAUGGACGUCGUUUUUGAAGGCACGGCUGGUGUGCGCCUUGCCCGAGCAGCAGCUCCACUUUGACCGCCUGCAGGCGCUGGCCACGCUGCCCAGCCCCGCCUGGUCCCACACCGCCUUCUUUGGCCUCUUCCAUGCCCGCUGGGGGGAUGUUGUGGUGUCGGCCGUGUGCCAGUAUGACCUGAAGACAGUGCAGCAGGCGUUUGAUGGGCCCUACAAGGAGUAUCAGGAGCAGGCCCAGAAGUGGGGGCGCUACUCGGACCCAGUGCCCAGCCCCCGGCCUGGCGCGUGCAUCACGGCCUGGCACCGGGACAAUGGCUUUGCUAGUUCCCUGGAGUUGCCCGACAACACCCUCAACUUCGCUAAGAAGCACCCACUGAUGGACGAGCCAGUGCUGCCACAUGGCGGGCACCCACUGCUUCUCAAGAAAGGCGCCAACCUCACACACCUGGCUGUGGACCGGGCCCAUGGUCUGGAUGGGCAGCUCUACAAUGUCCUUUUCCUUGGCACAGAUGAUGGGUGGUUACUGAAGGCAGUGAGCAUGCCCACGCAGGUCCAUGUGGUGGAGGAGCUGCAGAUCUUUGAGCAAGGGCAGCCUGUGGAAAGCCUGGUGCUGGCACCCCAGAAGAAGUUGGUGUUUGCGGGCUCGCGCACUCAGGUGGUGCGGCUGCCCCUGGCCGACUGCAGCAAGUAUCUCUCAUGCCCUGACUGCCUCCUGGCCCGUGACCCACACUGUGCCUGGAGUCGCAACGCCAGCCGCUGUGUCCGUGCUGAUGGGCGCAAUCGGGCCCUGCUGAUCCAGGAUGUAGCCGCUGCCAACACGGCCCUCUGCAGCCUGCCCCGAGCUGUCAAGCCAGCACCAGCGGCACCCAAGAACGUGACGGUGGCGGCGGGCACAGACCUGGUGCUGCCUUGCCGCCUGGCCUCCAACCUGGCACGUGCACGCUGGACCUUCAACGGGCGGGAGCUGCCGGCCGAGCGGGUGCCUGAGCUGGCUGAUGCCCAUGUCCGUGCCUUGCUGCUGCUGGGUGCUGGUCCCCAGCAUGCUGGCACCUACCAGUGCUUUUCAGAGGAGCAGGGUGCCCUCCUGGCCACUGAGGCCUACGCUGUAGCUGUGUUGCCUGGCCUAGCCACCACGCUGGAGGCACGGGCGCCACUGGAGGGCCUGGGGCUGGUGUGGAUGGUGGCCGUGGCCUUGGGUGCUGUGUGUGCCGUGCUGCUGGUUGUUGUGCUGUCCCUACGCCGGCGGCUCCGGGAGGAGCUGGACAAAGGGGCCAAGGCAGCCGAGCGCACCCUGGUCUACCCUAUUGAGCUGCCCAAGGAGCCAGCCAGCCCCCGCUUCGCCCCCAGCACUGCCUCUGACUCAGAUGAAAAGCUUUGGGACCCUGGCAGCUACUAUUAUUCGGAUGGCUCCCUCAAGAUUGUGCCGGGCCAUGCGGCCUGCCCUAACGGGGGCCCUGCACCCAGCCCUGGCAUCCCUGGGCAGCCCCUGCCCUCACCGCCCCCCCGCGCCCCACUGGGCGGCUUGCGGGGCUCGGCCUCCAAUGGCUACAUCCGGCUGCAGCUGGGGGCAGAGGCGAGGCCUGAGCGGGGCGAGCUGGCCGAGGAGCUGCGGCGCAAGCUCAAGCAGCGCCAGGCUCUGCCCGACUCCAACCCCGAGGAGUCCUCGGUGUGAGGCGCUGCCUGCGCCCCCACCGCUGCACAGCUACCUCACGGCCUGGCCCCCUGGGCCGAGACCUGGACCCGGGCCUUGAUCCCCACACCCAGACCUAAACACAGGCCAGAGGUUUAUGCUCUGGCCUGAGGCCCCAGCUCUCAGGCCUGGACACUAGCUAGACUCAUGGCCUACAUCAAAGCCCAUGCUUCAAGGCUCAGGCCUAUGCCAAGGCUCAGGCCUAUGCCAAGGCCCAGCCCCAGCGGGGACGUUUUUAAGGUCCCCUUUUUCUACACCUCUUUCCCCUGGGGAAGCUCACAGCCACCGGCAGCGUCAAAGGAGGCCGAGGGCUCCAGCAUCUGUCCCAUCACCUUCCCCAGCCAAGGCUGGGUUUGGCAGCUUCUAGUAGACAGACAGGCCUCCCCCCCUGCAGGGGAGGGGACAGCUGGGCCUUGGCCCCCUCCUGGCACCCAGCAUAGCCCACAGAGCUGGGCUCCAUGCCACCCCCACCCCCUCCCCUAUGGGGCAGGGGCAUUGUGAGGAGGGUGCCAGUGUACAUAACCCCUCCCUCUGCCGUGUCCCCUGCACGCCAGCUUCCCUCACCCCCUCCACCACACACCCCUUUUUUAUCGGUGCCCCAAGCCACACAGUCCCGGUAAUUUAUUUGUUACCGAAAUGUAUUUAUUUGCUGUAAAUACUCAAGGAUUUUUAUAUUAAUAAUAAAAGGGAGAGAAGCUCCA
This is a messenger RNA of Alligator mississippiensis (American alligator), 4051 nucleotides long. It is a transcript of the gene SEMA4C, whose product is annotated as semaphorin 4C. The transcript is spliced from 16 exons. The record is from RefSeq and is a predicted model, not a curated record. Gene Ontology annotation, biological process: neural crest cell migration; positive regulation of cell migration; negative chemotaxis. Lineage: Eukaryota; Metazoa; Chordata; Crocodylia; Alligatoridae. Bases 660 to 3332 code for a protein of 890 amino acids. Gene Ontology annotation, molecular function: chemorepellent activity; semaphorin receptor binding.